This is a messenger RNA of Lecanosticta acicola, 2271 nucleotides long. NCBI's taxonomy places the organism in Eukaryota, Fungi, Ascomycota, Dothideomycetes, Mycosphaerellales, Mycosphaerellaceae. The record is from the annotation of a GenBank genome assembly.
AUGAAGCGCAAAAUCGGAGCGCUCGAGAAGGUGGAUGCCGACCUACCCAACCUGCAACACAAAAUCAAAAGCGAUCCGCCCUCAUACCGAGAAGACUUCAUCAGCCAGUAUUCCCAGUAUGCCUCGCUACUCGAGCUCUUCCUCCAGUCGCCGACAACGACAGACGACACCGGCGUUGUACGACUACGAGACUUGGUCGAUUUCAUAUCACACGUCGCCGAUUGCUACCCGAAAAUAACAGUCGAAUUUCCCCAAGACUUGAUCAAGGUGAUCUCGACCCAUCAUACUUCGCUAGAUGUAGAAUUGAGGGACAAGAUUGUGGGUAGCUUGAUGUUACUGCGCAAGAAAGAGAUUAUUAAUUCAAAUACGCUUCUGAACACCCUUUGGCCGUUGUUGAUCAGCACGCCCUCGAAAGCAUUGCGAGGACUAUUGUUCCAGAAGAUCGUGUCGGAUUUGCGCACUUCGAAUAGUAAGACGAAGAAUCAUAAACUCAAUCGCAACAUUCAGACAAUAUGCUACGACCUGAUUGCAUCCGACCCUGCUUCACCAAAAGGUCUGUGGGCUGUCAAGCUUACACGAGAGCUAUGGAAGAGACGGGUGUGGGAAGACGCGAAGGCUGUGAGUAUAAUGGAGGCGGCUUCGCUGAGUCAAGAUGCCAAGGUGGUUACGGGUGGGGUCCGAUUCUUCUUGGGAGCCGAUCAAGAGCGAGAAGAGGCAGCCGAGGAGGAGAGUGAUGACGAGGAAGAGAUUGACAUGCGCAAGAUGAAGCAUCAGGCUGGAAUCAACAAGAAGAAUGCCAAGCGGGAGAAAGAGCUUAAGGCGGCCGCCGCGAAAGUCAAGCGAAGAGAGAAGAAGAAGAACCAACAUACCACCUUGAACUUCAGCGCAUUACAUUUGCUACACGAUCCACAAGGGUUUGCGGAAAAGUUGUUCCAGCAGCAUCUCCAGCCCUCACAACCGAAAGUGCGACUGAACCUCGAGCAGAAGCUGUACGUUCUUCAGCUUAUCAGUCGGCUUGUUGGUCUCCACAAGCUUACACUGAUUUCGUUGUACUCCUACUUCACCAAAUUCCUCACGCCAAAGCAGCCUUCUGUUACAAGUUUUCUAGCAAAUCUGGCCCAAGCAACACACAGCCUGGUUCCGCCGGAUGCACUGGAGCCUCUGGUGCAGAAGAUCGCGAACGAGUUCGUAUCAGAAGCCGCAGCUUCAGAGGUGGCAUCCGCAGGUCUGAAUGGAAUUCGAGAAGUUUGCGUACGGCAGCCGCUAGCCAUGACCGAGACUCUACUGCAAGACCUUGUCCAAUACCGGAAGAGCAAGGAUAAAGGCGUGCAGAUGGCAGCGAGAGGCCUCUUGUCGCUGUAUCGAGAAGUGGGAGCUGAGAUGUUGAAGAAGAAAGACCGAGGUCGAGAAGCGGCGAUUUCUCUCCGGACCGGCGAGAGAACUGGUGCAAGAUUCGGAGAAGUAGACGGUGGAGGUAUCGAAGGGAUUGAGUUGCUGGAGAAGUGGAGAGAAGAGCAGGGCAUCGGAAGUGAUGACGACGAGGAAGCAUGGAGGGCCUGGGACGCUCAAAGCAAUGACAGCGAGAGCAGCGGCGGCUGGAUCAACGUCGAGAGCGAAGGUGAAGACAUUGACAUAUCUGACUCGGAUGAUGACAAGCCUAAAUCGAAGAAGACCAAAACAAAUGGCGGGACUAAAGAUAAUGAGAAGGAAGGCAAGGAGGGAGACGCUGAGGAGGGCGAAGAAGGACAUCGAAACACGGCGUCUCUAGAACCUGAAGCCGCUGUCAAGCGCGAAGAAGCCCGGAUAUCCAAGCUCGCAACCACGAGGAUCCUCACACCCGCCGAUCUGGCCAAGCUCAACGAGCUACGACAGAGUGCCGCGGUCACCGCCGCUCUUCCCGCCAACAAACGUCGCCGAUUGCAAGCGCAACAACAAAACGCCCAACGCCAUGUCGACGACGAAGUCACAGCCGACCAAAUUGAAGGACUCGCCAAGCUCUCUCACAAAGCCACCAAGGAAGAGAAGAUUCGAAUGGCCAAGGGAGAUCCUGGAGAAGCGAACGAUCACCGGUCAACGACUGCUAGACGAAAAGAAAAGAAGGCUGCGGAGGGUAAGAGUACGACGAACAAGGAGAAGGCGAGGAAGAAGAAUUUCCUCAUGACGCUGGGUAAGGCGAAGAGAAAGGGGAAGAGGAGUCUGGUUGAGGAGCGGAGGAUUCUGAAGGCGCAUGUGGCUAGGGGCAAGAAGGGUGGUAGGAGAGGCAAUAACUAG